Didymodactylos carnosus is the source of this 2562-nucleotide messenger RNA. The record is from the annotation of a GenBank genome assembly. Lineage: Eukaryota; Metazoa; Rotifera; Eurotatoria; Philodinida; Philodinidae.
CAGAACUUAGUAUACAUUAAAAGAUGUAGUAAAGCGUUCUGUACAAAAUGGCGAAAACCGCAUCACUCGAUCACCUUUCGUUCUCAAUAUAUUCAGAAAACAUUCACGGUCCCUCAAUUGUGAAAUAAUAAUAGUCAGUUCUCACUCAUUUUCGUAAUUUUAUGGAAGUUUUUAUUUAAAAUCGGCAAUAUUAAUUAAGUCGGCUCUGGUUGCCAAAUUUAACAUUAAAAUCACCAAGGACGAAACUUUCAUUUCAAAAUUGUUGCGAUCGUGGAUUUCAUAAAGAAAUGUGUUGUAAAAGGAUGAUGGGAGGGAACAGCCCGUCCGUCAUUUUUUUCAUGCAGCAACAAAAGAGUUUCUAGCGCAGGACUCUAUUUAUUAGUCACGUGAUGUAAGUCACUCAAUGAGGAAAUGAAUAUGACUCAUCGUGGUAUUAUAUAUUUUAGAUCUACACUACGUAAUGCUUCAAUUCAAACAAAUGUAGAAUAUGUUCAAUUUUAUAAUUUAUCGAUUCAUCAAGGUGUUGCUCUGCUAUCAUCUUUUGUCAAUCCUACUCUUUACCUCCAUCAGUCUCAUUUCACAUCUAAAACUUAUUCAUGGGAAACAACAACAAUGUUUCGAAAUGGUAUUGAAUAUAGAAAUGUCUCCGUAUCUACUGGUGAUGAUUAUCCAAAAUGGUGGAUUCAAUAUUUGAGUAGUUCCAGUAUAUUGUCAGAUAGAUCGAUUAAUGUUCAAGAACAAGAACAAAUAGCAACAUGGCCUAGCACGCGAAUGCAAGAGCAAGGUGUUCAAACUGAACGUAAACACUCUCAUCAACAAUCCUCUCUAACAGAGAAGAAUUCAUACUAUGAUUUUGAUGAAAAUAAUCGCACUCGCAUACAAACGACCAGUGGAUAUUCAUCACAAAAUGAACAUGCACAAUCAAAAACAAAUUCACGCCUAUCCGACUGUUAUUGUAGUGAUUUAACGGUAACUCUGAAUAAUAAUAAUAAACGAGCUGAUAGAUCAUCAUCUAGCGAGUAUUUAUCAAAUAAAGAAGAUGAUCGAAAUAGAAAUAAUAUUUCGUCUCAAAACCAUACACCAUCGCGAGGAGGAGAUCAGCUUGGUUAUAGACAAUUUAAAUUAUCAUUAAAUACUCUUCCGGCAAGGAACUAUCAUUCAUCAACUAAUCAUUCAGGUAUUAGUUCACAUUUAUCAUCAUCACACCGUUUACGUUCAUCCUGUCGAUUGUGUAAUGCAAGAAAUCGAACAAGUUCAGAAGUAUCAACAACGUUAGACAAUAGAUAUCAUCGACCAGUGACAACCACAUGGGAUCCAAUAUCAACAACCAUAUUCGUUGAUGAUGAAAUACCAAGACGACAAACACGCACUCACAUAGAAAGUGAUGCUUCGUACAUUCCAAUGUCAUCUGAAACAGACCGAAUUUUAGAAAUAGAUCGAAUUAUAGCAAAAUAUCAACGGCAAGCAUCAUUGUAUGGAAUAAGUCAUCGAUCAAAAACGGCAAUGGAGCUGUACAGAGAUGAUAAUUAUUCGGUUCAAUCGUCAAGACGCAAUUCAACAAACAUUAUACCAAUGUCUCGAAGUACAAAAGCAAAAUAUAGUCUUAUUAAACCAUCUAGUGAUGAUAUGAUAAAUACGUAUACAGGUGAACGCUGUAGUGCAUGUAUGGCUCGAUUAUUAGCACCAAGAAUGAAUCCAUUAAUUACACGAUCAUCAAUAUCAGACUCAUCCUUAAUUAAGCCCGAUUAUAUUGAAUUAGACUAUACUGAUCAUUGGAGUCCAUGGAUUCGAUACAAUGAACAACGUAUAAAUGAUUUACAAAAAAGAAUUGAACUAUUACUCCAAACUGAUGAUGAUCAAGAUUUAUUAGCAGUAACAGCUCCAUCUCUGCUAGAGGCAUCAACAAAAACAGUCACACAACAUAUUGAUGAUAUUUUAUUGCGAAACAAAUAUGAUGAACACUAUCGACGGCUUUCCUCCUACGUAAAACAUCGUCCACUCACUUAUCAUUCAUCCUCAGAUAGUAGCAUUACACAUGCAAAUGAUAUGCUAAAUUAUUCAUCAUAUUAUCGUUAUAUACCACGUUUGCUCCGACCAAGACGAAUAACAAAUUAUGGUGCUUUACUAGGACGUUCGUAUCGUUUAUUGCCACCAUCUUCAAGAUUAUCCACACAUAAAAGAUCCGUACGAGUUAGUCCCACAGCUUAUCUAAGAUCUCUACCUGUUUCUUCACGAUUUGCUGAUUAUUUACAUCAUCGUUUGAGAACACCAUUGCGAUCAAUUUUACAUCAUCAAACACCAGCUCAUUAUUCUCGAUCAACAUUACGUUCAGUAUCACCACGUAUGAAGGCUGCUCAUAUCUGGCAAAAUCCACAGGAUGGUACAACAUAUAUUCUUCAACAAUGGGAUAUGCCGCCUUAUUCUCGUCUCUAUGGGGAUGCUGGUUUUCGUCGAAUGUAUAAAAUUUCGUCAGCGAAAGAUCCCUUUUUAGCUGAAACCGAUGUCAAUUUAAAUACAGCAAAAAAUUAUUUAUCUGAUGAACCACCGAUCGGAUCAUCUUAA